Molecule: messenger RNA, 42744 nt
Organism: Lymnaea stagnalis (great pond snail)
Lineage: Eukaryota; Metazoa; Mollusca; Gastropoda; Lymnaeidae
Source: the annotation of a GenBank genome assembly
GCUGAGGUAAAUAAACUGGAGGAUAAACAUGGCGGUUAACGUCUUAGCUACCACAUUUCUAGGGUUGGAAUUUUUGUUAUUUCUGAUUUCUUUCUCGUCGGCAUCACCAAAAAGUAAGUAAAAUCGAAUUAUUGAAACAAUUUAAUGUUUGAAUAAUACAAAUUAUAUAAUGGUUGAGCUUUCAGUAUGAAUUUUGAGAAUAUACCUCGGUUUCAACUCUGUCCUGUCCAGUCUUUCCCAUGGUUGCGUUAAGUCGCGAUUACUAGCUUUUUUCGCGACUUUCCUUAUUACCACUUUUCUGUAGUUUUAUGCAAUAUUAGGAGGUAUUUUGUGGUUUUUAUGGAUACAUUUGAAAACAAAUAAGACUAUCUUAAUUCUCAAGGGCAUUUUAAUGUCAGUUUUAAAAAAUAAAAUUUUUCCUUUUUAUUUUUAGUAUUUAAAUUAAAUUUAAAUAAGUCUAGCUAGCAGGGUGAAGCAAAAUACAAGCAUUAAAAUUUAAAAAAAACUUAUUUAGGUCCUAUUUAAUCAGGAGUAAUACUAUUAGUAAUAGUCUAAGCAAAGUAAGUCCAAAGUUAUAUUAUAGUGACUAGGCUAGUGUAGUGUAAUUUACUACUUUAUUUAAUUCACUAGUCAGACUAGUCAGUUAUUAUUGUAGUUCUCUAAGUUGGGCCUAUCCUAUAAUGCCUAUAUCCUUGUGAUGUGAUAUGGCAUGGUGAAUAAUAUGAAUAUGAUAAUCAAUAUGGCUGUCUUAUUAUUACUAUUAUUAACUAUUAUAUAAAAUAUCGCAGUGGUACCUCGGUAUACGUCCUUUAUCUGUUCCAGAUCCUUGGACUUAUACCAAACUGGACAUAUAUCAAACAUAUUUUUCCCAUAAUGCCAUAAGAAAUAAAUGGAAAAUGAUAAAUCCGUUCCCAUGGAAAAAAAUCAUAUUAUUAUUGGCAUAUUAUAGAUUUAUUGACGUGGUUGUAUAAAUUAGGGGUGUGCCGGAUCCGUUUUUUCCAACCGGAUCCGGAUUUUCUUAUGCGAAAUCCGCCGGAUCCGGAUUCCGGUUUGUCCCGGAUUCCGGAUUUUGGUACUAUUGGUAGAUACUUCGGUAAGUCAAGGUAGACUACUACUUUUUGUGUAUGGGAAUUCGCAAUCGGCGCCAAAAAAUCAGAGUUUUUAAUUUUCCGAUGUGUGUGUCUAUUUAUUAUUAAAUUAGUACUUUCGAUAUAUAUUUGAGUUCCGUUCCAUUUGGAUAAGUGUCUUACGAGAGACGCCAUGUUUCUACGCGUUCGCCAUGGGGUUGGCCACGCCCCCUUUUUAAUGGCGGAAGUUGCCGAUACUUAGGAAAUAUUAAUUUAUUAUCACUAUUUACAUCAAAAUAAUUGAUAACUUGUGUUUCAGAAUGCAUUUUAAAGACAUUUAAACUGGAAUGUUUUAAUUUGAGCUUUAACAACCCGGUAGAAUCCAUAUUAUAAAUGAUCAGAAUUUACCGUGUGCAACACGUUGUCAUUGGCAACCAUUCACAGCCACUUGCAUAACUGUAUCGUAGUACUACCUCAGAGUUUCAUUCAUAAGAGUUUGCCGUGUGCAAAAACUAUUAAACCAUUGGUCAGGGAAAGCUUUAAUUAAUUAUUCAUGUGCCAAAGUUGAAAGUUUAAACUAAGUCUAAACAGUAUUUUAGUGAUAAGGCAGGGAAUGCGUUGCCUUAUAUAAACUAUAUAGUCAUUGCGCAUGACGGGAUUGGCGGAAUGAGAUCACAGAAUGUGGAGAUGCAGUCCAUGUUAAAAAAUGACAAACCAAGUCGUACUUUAAAAAUUCAUAACUUUAAAACUACAACAGCUAAAAAUAUGAUUUUGGUGUUAUAAUUCUUUAAAAAAUUACAUCUUUUCAACUAUGCCAUUGGUUUAUUUUUACAAAAAGUUUAAAUUUUCUUAUCAAAGUCCCUACACUAUUGGCCACUAUUAGCGGUGCUGACUCUAGCCUCUGGUAUGUUCGGAAUAUUAAACAUUAAACAAGCUCAACGCUCGAAACAAUCGAUUAAUGUAUCGUGAUCGUGUGGAAUUCGGGAAAGAGAAUUACUUUUAUUUCAGAUUAUGAUCCGGUGAAUCACAAAAUCUGGCAAAUUCCGAAAUCCGGUAUAUUCCGGAUUCCGGUUGUUCCUGAUACAUGUAAAUCCGGCGGAACCGGAUUUCACCGGAUAGUGCAAAAUCCGGUGGAACCGGAUUCCGGACCGGAUUCCGGCACACCCCUAGUAUAAAUUAAUUAAUUUAACACUGCUUAAUACUAAAAUAAAUAAAUAAAUAAGAACUUAGGUGAAAUAAAUUAAAAUUUAACCUCACUUUACCUUGGUGAGAAAAGUCAAGUGCUUACUAAUAUUAAAAUGGUGCUGAGGAGGAGGAGAUAUUAUUGUUUUGAAGGAGAGUCCACUUCCAAUAAAACUUCAGGAAUAUGACAUUCUGUUGUUUUUUAUUUUUUCUGUCUCUUUUCCCUAGAGUACUCGGGUUGAGGCUCACCAGAUUUGACUUUUACUAAAAAUCUGUCUAAAGAGCUUUGCUUUUGCCUUCUCCUCAGGAUGUUUUGAAAAUGUGACAUUGUCUGGCCAUUCCCGACAAUGCUAUUACAACUAGGGGUGUGCCGGAAUCAGGUCCGGAAUCCGGUUCCGCCGGAUUUUGCACUAUUUCCUAAGUAUCGGCAACUUCCGCCACUAAAAAGGGGGGCGUGGCCAACCCCAUGGCGAAAUUAGGUUGAGCGAGCUGCAUGACCUGCUGCGAACGCGUAGAAACAUGGCGUCUCUUGUAAGACACUUAUCCAAAUGGAACGGAACUCAAAUAUAUAUUGAAAGUACUAAUUUAAUAAUAAAUAGACACACACAUCGGAAAAUUAAAAACUCGGAUUUUUUAGCGCCGAUUGCGAAUUCCCAUACACAAAAAGUAGUAGUCUACCUUGACUUACCUAAGUAUCUACCAAUAGUACCAAAAUCCGGAAUCCGAAUCCGGAUCCGGCGGAUUUCGCAUAAGAAAAUCCGGAUCCGGUUGGAAAAAAUGGAUCCGGCACACCCCUAAUUACAACUUGUUUGGGCUUUGUUGGGGGUGGUACUUCUCUGCAAAGUUUUUGACAUCCAUCCCAUUAGCAAAGAUUUCCUUGAUUAAUGAAGUAGGAGCUUCCUCUAUCUGUACCUCCUCAGAGCCUGAAGAGAGUGCAUCCAUCCUAGUCUUUGCGCAAUGUGUCAUUUUGACACAUACAAGUUCUAGCACACACGCAGGUCGUAUUCCAAACUAAGGUCUUAUACCAAUCAAAAUGUUUCUCGUCCAAACAGGGCGUAUACCAGGUAGGACGUAUACCAAGUUGGACUUAUUCGAAAGCAUACGUAUAGUGAGGUACCACUGUAUAUAGACCAGAGAUGUAGCUAAGGGGGGAAAGAUGUCCCUAGGUGCUAGACUAUUUGGGCUGCCAAAAUGUGCUUUGAUAUUAUAUUGAUGAAAAUUUUGGGUUUGAGAGUUGACAAAAGAAAGGGGGGCUCUUUGAAAUGAAUCUUGUCUCAGGGCGCCAAACUCUACUUUAGCUAUGCCUCUUAUAUAGACUACUAAUGCUACUACUAAUGCUAAAGUAUAGCAGUAUAGGCCUAUCGUAAUCAUAUAUAUGAAUAAAAUGCCAUGCCUAUAAUAUUGCCUAAAUAUGUCUAGUCAAUGAUAAUAAUGAAGAUAAAAAUAAUAGUACAAGUAGGCAUAUAUGUAGGAAUAAUGGACAGAAAGAAAAUCUGCCCCAGGAAGCAGGAUUUUCAGUUCACUUCACAUAGCUUAUUUAUAUGUUUAUUCUGAAGGGGGAGCUGAACCAAGGAUCACACAGACAUCACAACCCCCUGAUAGUAGUAUGGCCCAAAUUAGACACAUUUUUAUUUAGCCCUACAGAGUGUAUCUACUAGCAUAUAUUUUAUAGAUAUUAACAUUUUCAUCUAAGGUCACUUGUCAUUGAAAUGUGUUUUUCUUUUUGCUCAUGAAUUUCAUAACCAGCUAUCGUUAUCACAUUUGGAUUUUAUGUCUCUUAUGGUGUAGUUACUACCCAAAUAACAAACACUGACAUUAAAAAAAUUAUUACAUUAUAAGAAACAAAAACAAACAAAAAACCACUAAUAGUUUGAACCACAUUAAAUUUCACCAAAAACUUUAUUUUGAUCAGUGAUAGACUGUGAUAAUGUGCUUUGAACGUCCGCUCAAUAUAAAUUAAUAUCAAUACACGUCUGCAAAACAAAGAUUUUAGGAGUUCGAAGGUAAACAAGUCUGCAAUAAACAAGAAAAUAUAGGUAUAAUAAUUUAAAAUUGAUAAGGGUAAAUUAAGGUUGCAUUACAGCCAGGAGGUUUCCGCUUGUAUGAAGAUCUCCUAGUAUUCUAACAAAAUAUUUAAAUUUGAAUUUUGUCAAAACGUUUUAUCAAGCAAGUUAAGUACCGUCGGCGGGCUGCAUCCGACUGGCGGGCCGGAUCCGACCACCGGGCCGUAGUUUGGUUACCCCUGACUUAGGGACUAAAUACUUUUUUGUUGUGGUUUUGGUUGAAAUAUUGGUGACGAAUGGGUGAAAAAGAAAAUUGGUUCAAACUUCCUCUAUACUUAGUAAUGUGUAUCUGUAUAUAAAAAGAUACAAUUUUUAAAAAAAAGUUCUGCAUAUAAUAUCAUGGAUUCUAUGGUUUUGGGCUUUUUUUUCUUUUCUUGUGAGUACAUUUAUUUCUGUCUUUAUUUGUUGGUUUAGUGUAUAUUUAUUUAUGUGCCGUAACUAAGAAGAAUAUUCUAAAGUUUAUGUAUAGCUGUAAAACAGUUGGAAUGCUUUAUUUUAAAUAUGAUUUCAUACAGUUUUUUUUUUUAUUACUUUAAAAUUAAGCAUUUCAAAAGUGAAGGGAGCAGUUUAUUUGCUAUGUGCCAAUGCUUUGCAAUCGAUGUUAAUGUAUGAAAAAAGUUGCUCUUUGCAAGCUGUUUACUCACAUAUUACUUUUGACACAAUUAUUUUAAAAGAUGAACUUUUUUUACUACUUCUCAAUUUUAAAUCUUUAUUAAAAUAUUAUUCUAGCUAGUUCAGUUAUCUCUCUUCAAAUAGUGUGGUAUAAAUAAACUAAAUUAAUGUCUCCAUCAGAAGUUUAUAGUCAAUAAUUCCCACUGAAACAAAAAGAACGUUUGUUUUGAAUUCAUUUAAUUCUACAAUCUUGUAAAAUCUAUUUCAAUAUAACAGAUGGGUUCUUGUUAGAUGUUGGAUGAAAAUGUUUGUACUAUCUUAUUACUUUAUAUGCAAAGCAUAUCACCUUAACCUAUUUCUGGAUUUAGCAUCAUACCUCCUAGAUCCUAUAUCUACUAAUAUAUAUGUACUGUGACUUUUGUUUAAGGAUGAAACUUUUAGCUGCAUUUACCAACCCACAUUGUUACAUCACCAUUUCUUCUUCUAUAUAUUAAGGGCCCACGAUCAAUUUAUUGAUCAUUUUGGCUCCUAUGCAUGUAGAGGGGAUUUGCAGUCUUUCUGUGCCUGUUGUUGAUGAGGAUAUUUCACUGAUUACUAUAAAAAUAAUGUUUCUGGUAUCAGAAUAUUAUGUACAUUAAAAACUACUUAGCAUUGCGUCAAAAUUACAUUACCUCCUAUAGUGUCAUUAAAAAAAAGCUUUGACAGCCCCUACCCUACAAAGAGAUAAAAGCCACCUCCUAAGAUGUUUAUAAUAGAGCUAAAAAUAUAAUUGAUUUCUCUUUAGGCCACACAUUUACCGACCUGGGACUGCAUUGAAUGUGUUCAAAACAUGUUAGGUAAUCUUAUCUGACCUGAAUUAUGUAAAGCCGCAAGUUGGGUUGGUGGAGUGGGGUGUUAGGGACAUUAAGUCACGUUUUCAAACUUUAAUUAUUAUUAUGCUAUGACAAACUCGGUUUAUGAAUUUAAGACCUGAUAAAUAAAAAAUAAAAGCUGUCUUAAGAUAAUAUGAAUUGGAUCGUUGACUGGUUUUGCCUAUGAAUACAUAUUAAGACCGAAUGUCUAACAUUGAAGUCUGAAAUGUCAACCAGGUCCUAGUUACAUGCAUUACACAAUUGACAGCACUUACAAAUAACCGCCUUGUUGGGUUUUAGUUUUUUCAUCAAAGUACAUGUCAAAUGAAUUAAGUUGACUCUUGGAAAUACAUGACUGCAAGAUGGGAUUUUUAUUUAGAUUAUAUAGGAGUAUAUGUGUAUGAAAAAUAAACUUUAAUUAUUUAAAAUACCCAAAGAAUAGACAACUACAACUGAGACUAGCCGGGUCCAACGCUCUCCCGGACAGCCAUUUUAGAAGUCUCAGUCGCCAUGAAGAUGUUUUCGUCCCCAUGGUCUUCCAUUACUAGGGUCCUAUUAUUUUCACUUAGUGUUUGCGCUCUAAAUAACCUCCGAUCUCCUCUCGCGUAAAGAUAGAGAACUUCAGUUGAGUCAACGUUCUUAAGUGCCAGCAAGGGGACUUGGGUUUACUUGUAUUGUAAGACGGGGAAACCUCUCGCCGCGUCCGAGCUCACUUUAUCAUUGAAUUCUCAUAAACUGUGCUUCUGCUCGAGUUGGUCGCACUUAGACCGGUUCACGCAUCCUUUCACCCUAACCACCCUUUUAUUUGCGGCGCUGCCAAUGUGGCUAAUCGAUUUAAAUGCCCAUUACGUGCCAACCCCAAUGAGAGCAAGUGUAGUUGAUAUGAAAUAACUUGCUCGACUAUCGUCUCAACCGUGCGAUCAUGUACACGUUAAAAAGCUUGUCCUUUGCUGACGAUAUCCAUCGAUGUUGAAUGAUCUGCAUGAUCCAUGGCAACGCACAUUCUUUCAUACAACAUUAGUCUUCUUUGGUUAAAAGUGAGCCGUCAAUAAAAGAGUCUUGAUGUAAGCCAGAAAAAGACGCCCUAAUAUAGAGUGUUGGUCAUUUUGAGAAGGGAUUACAGUACGCCGCCGUAGAGAAUGUACUAACGAUGAGACUGGGGAUACGGGUGUUGUAAGGCGAUUAGUGCUUUGAUCGCACUUCCUGUUGGACAUGGUGAAAUUAUUAGUUUUUUUUUUUUUGAGGCCUUCCUCAUGCUCCCCUCCACUCACAUUUAAAAAAAAAAAAUCUUCAUAUCUAUAGCCAAAUUAAACCCACCUAUUUCGUUCAUGAUAGUUUGAUCGUUUCUAUAAAAUGCUAUAAUAGCCAAUAGUAGCAACUAGUUGUUGGGGUCAUACUUUUUAAAAAUCAUUUAUGAUUACGAAACUCCAUUGAAUUUAUUAGAUUUAAGCUAUAUCGAUGAUAUCUAUAUCAUGCUCAGAUUUUUUUGUAAAGUUAUUUUCUUAUUAUAAUUAAGAUUCAUCAUCUUGACAUUAUAGCCGUUGUGAAUGUUUUGACAAACUUGAUAAAAUACGUCUAUAAUUUAGCGCUCAUAUCAGAGUCGUGUGUUUUAAAUAGUUACCAAAAUUUGAUGAAGACAUUUCUGUACAGUACUCGGCUCAGUCUUGGAUUCUUAUCGAUUUCUAAUCUAAAAACAGCCGCCUUCUAUCUUUUAUUGUGAGAUUCGGCGCUUCUUGGCCAAAGGAGACCGAAUUUUAAUCACCACCGGAAUCGAAAAAUAUUGACAUGAAAUACUGUCACUGGAGGGAAAACACGACCAUACAGUUAACCAUAAUGGGUUCCUCAUAAAUCUUUGUAAAGGAAAAAGGGUUUGCAGACUACCGAUGUGUUUCACGCAAUUCAGACUUGACCGUUUUGGAAUCUAUUGGCCGUGCGAAGGAAUACAUCUUUGCUGGUUAUGAGCGUUUGUUAGCUGCUUUGUUGAGCCUUUCUCUUAAAAUGUCAUUAGUUCAGAACUCUAUCUUUGGCUUAAGGUCGUGUAGAAAGUAGAUCUUUCUCUCUAUCGAUCCCCGGAAACUCUCUAACCACUGUCUACCGCCUCCUUGUAUCUGCCGGUCUGAAUGAUUAUCAUGAAGGCCUAUCGCUGUCUGAUGAAAGCCUCUACGAGAACAGGCUUUCUUUCUUUUUUUCUUUUUUUGUUUCCCUUUGGACGAUGGACGGCUGUAUCGCCACACUGUCCAUUUACUGCUUUUUGUUACGUUAACUCAAUAUACCUCGGCAAAGGUGUACAGUGGUCAGUAACGCUAGAGUUGGUUGGUACCGUUCUCCAAACUAAUGUGAUACACGAACAUCAGUAGUUAAAACUUAACAAUAACAAGGGGGUUUCCAAAGGGAUGGUGAUGUUGAAUAUGUUUGACGUAAACCUGUGUCACGACAUAGGUCUAGCUUUUUCAUACUUUUGAAACACAUCUUUGCAAGAAAUGUUGUUCUGGGCGUGGUCAAUGCUUCAUCUAAAGUUAACACUUUUUGCAUGCCGGCCGAAUUGCACUGGGCCAGACUGGCCGGUCCCCAAUCAAAUUAUUGGCCCUCAUUGAGCAUUGUACCAUAUGAAUCAGUGUCCUGUGAGAGAAAUAAUAGAGUGAAGAGACUUGUUGAAAGGGCGGCCGUGGAAGAUAAAACAGACUGCCUACUGACAGAUACAGCUCUAGAGAUGGGCUCAAGAGACGAGAAAUACACGAGAAGCUUGGUGGGUGGGGUGGGGGGGGGGGUCACUCAAUCUUGUCUGCUAGGCCAGUUGAACGUUAGGCAUCGAUUUUGUCAAUAUUGUUAGAGGAAAAAAAAAUGACGUGGACAAGAUAACGACCCACUCCUUUCAAUGUCUUGUUCCGAUGUCCGUCGUUUAGCUGGGUGAAGUUAUCUGAGGUCAAUUAUGGUCCAUGCACAGGGAGAGUCACUGUGUGGGGUUUAACCUGAGAUAAAGCUUGUAGUUUCUGUCUCUAUAAACUAUAAUGGUGUACCAAUACUUUAGCUGGUGUGUUGUAGGAGGACAGUUUUGGUAGAACUAUGAUUUCUAUAAGAAUAAAUAAUUAUGAUCGCAUACUCAAACCCAUUGUCAUCCACAAUAGAAAUGUAACCAAUAGGUUACACGUCACGAGACGUUGUUGUAAACGUUUCUCUAAACGCUACAGAUUAAAGUUUUGAUUCGGCCGUUCUAACACAACAAAAAUUAGCUUUCUAUAAUGCGCCAUUGGAGAAACAAUUUUUUAACCCAAUUUCAUUCUGUGUGAGUUUCGAUGACAUGUGUGCUUUGUCACACGUUUUUAUGGCAGCUGAGUCAAAUUACUUCGACCUUUCAGUCACCGCAUUCAUUUCAUUGAAAAUCGGAAAUGAAAAGAGGAACAAUUAUGUUCCAUGGAGUUCUCGUUCUCCAAGAAUUCCUGGGAUACCCAAUAAGUGUAGUAAUUGCAAGUCAUGUUUUAAUGGAGUUCUAGGAGCCGAUUUCUAUUGGGGUUUUAUUUGAAAUCAAUUGCGUUGCGUUCCGUAAAUUAAGUCUACACUCUGCGUUAACUCGUUUUAAAUUCUGGAACGAAUUUUUAAAAUUAUUAUUAAAGAAACAGUAUUUGACUUGUCCUUAUCUCUAUAGACAUACUCAAUGAUUCACUAACAAAAGCGCCGUCUUAGAUAAGGCUUGCAUUCAUUUGCAUAUUGAAGAAAAAAAGUUGUGCAUUUUUUGUAAAAUAAAAAGUAAAUGCAGUGGCAGUUGGAUGACUGCACCGACUGGCCACGUGUUUUUGGUGGAUUGCAACUUCUGGAAGCAGCGUUAAGUUCAUUCCCACCGUUGAACUGGUCCUGUGACACAAUGGUAGUAGCUUUGUGUGCCCGUUGGCCAGGGGUUGGCUGGUAACGAAUAGUCCGUAGUGAUAACACAGGGGGGGGGGGGGGGGGGUAAAUAGCCCGGCGCGAUGAGCUCAUUAGUCAAUUAAGAUAGAUAUUCUUGGAAUCUAAGCGAGCAGGUGAACCCUGGGAAGAACAGAAACAAUCUCAACCACCGAAGUCGGAAUUCCACAGACAAUCUGUCGUGGACUUUAAAAAAAAAAAGUCUGUUAGCAAAAUAAAGCUGUAGCGUACAGGUGUCUGAAUAAAUCCUGCAUAAAAAGUGACAAGUCUUUCACUUUGAUAUUCAAAGAAAUACCGUACAGUUUUAAUGAUUGCAAACUCUGUAACCGGAAAACUCGAUCGCCCGCAAAGCUUUUUCCGAAUAACUUUACUAUUGACUACUACUGGCUUUAAUAUAUCAAACAUACUGUACAUUUUUAUUUGAAUUUUCUUUAUCGAUUGACCAAGAUCCAUAUAUUCAAACAUGGGCGCCCGCAGAAAAAAAAUCGAUUAACUUUCUGGGGGGGGGGGGGGCAAAAUUUUUUUAGUAAUGUUUUAAUGUAGUUUUAAUUUACUGUAGCGUAUUUAUAUGGUGUACGAACAGACAGGACACAGUAAAACGAGAUCAGCAUCAGCUUAGUUACUUUCUUUUUAUUUUUCUCUUUACUUUAAUAAUUUUUUUGUCUAUUGUGUCUAAAAAAAAUUUAUCCAAUCAAUCCAGGGGGGCAAGUGCCCCCCCCCCCUCUGCGGGCGCCCAUGUAUUCAACUCUACACUCGAGCUACAGGGAUGGAUAUUGAUGCACUCUAUACUCGAGCUACAGGGAUGGAUAUUGCAGGGUGUUUUGGGAACACAACAUUGUGUUUGUACAAGUUUUUAUGACUAGUUGCCCGGUUGUCCACCAGUUAUUCAUACAAAGGGUUUACCUGCGCUUAGCUCCCGGUAUUUCAAGCGGAUUGACCGGGAAGGGUUUUUAACUAAAGUCUGUUAACUUAACCUGUGUGUCAGUGUGUGUUACUUCAGGUGAAAAUAUUUACUCCUGGACCAGGCACACACUGUGUCAAGCAGUCUGUCACUGCUGAACACCGUUGUCGUCGCAUUGCGUCGUGUUAUUUCUCGGCUGCAGCCAUCGAUUAAACUUUACUGUACGUCUCUUGUCGCAAAGAUCUCAUGCCAGUUUUAUGUCUUGUCUAUAGCUCUACAAUUGAAUCUGAUCUUGCCCGGGGCACCCACAACUGGCCCAAUCGAAAGGAACCAGUUGUUAUGUUCAGUUUCCCCCCAAUAUUUGCCCAUUUUAGUCUGCCUGUUAUAUAUUUCCCCACAAACCUCGCUUUGAAUGAUGUUCAUCCAACAACAAACAUUCCCUAAAGACCUUAAUUAAAAAAAUAAAGCCCCAACCGCCCAGAACGCACGCCGCGACACCAACUACUUAUGAUACCAUAUGAUACUUCAGUGAAGCCAUGAAAUCUUUAGUGUGAGCAACACCCAAACUGUAAUAUUUUGUUUAUAAUAUUUUUUUUUUUACUGAGGUACCUGCAUUUAUUAACGCACAUCAUGUACAUAAAGAAAUUUCAAGCACAUGUUAGUAUAUUUACGCCAUAUUGGUUUUCGGUUAUCUCGAUCAUCGGUUAUCUCGACGCCUUUUGGCUAAACCCCGAGGCCAUCGACAUAAUCAAGUUUUAGCCCUUUUUAGCACUAUUUGAGGUAUCGAUCUUUCUUUAGUAUAUUCAAUCAAUGUCCCUUCUUUGUGUACUAUUUGUUAACAAGCCAUUUCAAAACAUUAACCUUUUAAAGACGCAUUGCGGUACGUAACAAGAACCUUUCAGUGUUCACUUAGUAAAUAAGUGUAUAAUUUAUAGGUCACUAUUGUGCUGACCUUUGAUUCCUUGCAAAAUACGUGUCCUCAAUUAAUCAAAUGUGCUGUCAAUCCAAUUCAUUAUUGCCCAAUUUGUUUUACGAGUUAUUCAAUUGUUUCUUCAUUUAUUUAGUAAGAGUUGUGCUUUUAGAUUAAUACAUUCGGUACUUACAAUUAGGGAUGUUCUAAGCGGUUUUUUCCCUUCUGCAAACCGGUUUUCGGUCUUAGAAAUCCGGUUUUUAAACAGGUUUUCGGUGUUUACAAAAUAGCACGAAUCUGCAGGAACGCAGAGGAACGCCUUUAAUGUCCUUAUUGCACCAGGAGGGGGGUGGGACAAUUGGUGAGUUUCCAGACUUAUUAUCAUCUCUGGACAUGACCCUCAUUGGCAAUACUUUGCAACCGGAUUUCGUUUAACAUCCUUUAUCUGAACACUUGUAUUCUUAGUUAUACGCCAAUGUCACGUUAAAACUGUGACGAUCCAUGGUAGUGUGUAUGACUCUGGCAUUAAUGAACGUGUAUUAUUCAUAGCUGGUGUACAUAUAUAUCAUAUAUAAAGAUCACAGCUCACUGGCGGUCCUCACUUCAGCUUUGUAGUAGAGACUAUAGCCGCACACCGUGUGCUGUUAAUGCAACUGAUCCAUAUUAUAGUUUUACAUUGCAACGCGAUGCGAAAAAAAUUGUUCCCGGCCUCCGUUAUUAUCGUGUGCAAAUGUGCAUGUGUUUAAAAUAGAAUCCGGAUUCGCUACUGCACAGUCAUAGUUUUAAAUUCUCAUUCUGUUUAGUUUUACUAUAUAAAGCUAGGAAAUAACCUGCAAAUUCCAGUCAGAUGCCACUUGAUGAAUGUCAACCCUGUUCCCGUCACAUAAAAUAACCACACGCUUGAACGGGAAGAGGUGGGGGGGGAUGCUUACGCAAGAAGUAUGACAUUCCUAUAAAAUCUUAGCGCAUGGCUGUCACAAUUGCUAGCACACACAAAUGACAGGUUUGGUGGCGUUAUCACCAGCCCGUGUACUUAAGCGUCAUUUUUGGCUGAGUCCUGAAACGAUAACCACUCUGGUCGUGAUAUAAUAUUUGUUUCAAUUUAAAGGACCUCCUUGACGUUUUCAUUCAUUCGUUAGAGAUCAGUCGGCCUUUUUGACAACAUUUGGAAUCAGCCGAGCGGAUAGAGCUGUCUGAAAAAGGUGUCACAGCUGUGGCGUCAUCAAUUGAAAUGUCCUAACAAAAAACAAAACAAAAAAACAAAGUUAGAUUGUGCAAGUGUUGCCUCUGUCGCUAAGGCCUGCGUCUUAUUGCCGGUGCUUAUUAAAACCAACACGCUAUUAAAUAGCCGGUGUUCCGGGAUGUAUAUACACUUCCCUGUUUAUACAGCAGUAUGCCUACAAUGUCCCUUUUAUGUACAAGUCGUCCCUUUUAUGUACAAGUCGUCCCUUUUCUGUACACACCCCAAACACAAUGCCUUCAGAGUUACUUCAGUUGGGACUAAAGUAUUUAUUGCCUGUCCUGCGAAGUCAACCAAUAUGAUUAUUGGGGUGGGGGGGGGGGGGGGGGGGGGCUUGGCUUCUCCACGCUGGUUCUGAUAGGCUAUUUUCAGAACCAUUUAGGGCUAUCGGAAGUCGCAACUUGCGUGACAUUUUAUUGGGAAAUUCGCCAGUCUCCUACCUUGUACUAGUUAAUGUCACGAGUGUGGAGUGGGCUGACUGAAAGAGCUGUAGAGUCGAAUGUGUUGUACAAAUAUAUCCCAUGCUAUUUUAAUUUUUUUUUUCAAAAAACAUUUUUAAAAAAGACUCUAAUACCUGUUUGCUAUUGUUCGCUGUAUAUUCCGACUUCAUCGUGACGUCAUAUGUCGGAGUUGGAAUAAUAUUUUGUCGUCUCCACAUUCUUGGUGUGAAUACAUUUCAAGACAGCCGGCUUUAUGGCUUUUUAAGAAGACAAAUAAUGAUUAGAGCCCAAGGUAUCGUGUAAUACUGUUUUUGAACGUCUUCGCCAUCGCUUGUAAACACGGAUAAUUGGGUGUCGCCUGGAAGAUCGUUGAAGACAUUGCCACUACAUUAUUAAAGGAGAUGGGAAACCCAUGACUCUCAACGUGGUCAGGGCCAGUAAAUGGUAGAUCUACAGCGUAUUGCUGUUAGCAUUGUUUAUGUCUGUGGUCGUGGCCCAAGUCAAUUCAACUUGUUGAAUGACUUAUAGCGUUGUUUAUGUCUGUGGUCGUGGCCCAAGUCAAUUCAACUUGUUGAAUGACUUAUAGCGUUGUUUAUGUCUGUGGUCGUGGCCCAAGUCAAUUCAACUUGUUGAAUGACUUAUAGCAUUGUUUAUGUCUGUGGUCGUGGCCCAAGUCAAUUCAACUUGUUGAAUGACUUAUAGCGUUGUUUAUGUCUGUGGUCGUGGCCCAAGUCAAUUCAACUUGUUGAAUGACUUAUAGCGUUGUUUAUGUCUGUGGUCGUGGCCCAAGUCAAUUCAACUUGUUGAAUGACUUAUAGCGUUGUUUAUGUCUGUGGUCGUGGCCCAAGUCAAUUCAACUUGUUGAAUGACUUAUAGCGUUGUUUAUGUCUGUGGUCGUGGCUCAAGUCAAUUCAACUUGUUGAAUGACUUAUAGCAUUGUUUAUGUCUGUGGUCGUGGCCCAAGUCAAUUCAACUUGUUGAAUGACUUAUAGCGUUGUUUAUGUCUGUGGUCGUGGCUCAAGUCAAUUCAACUUGUUGAAUGACUUAUAGCGUUGUUUAUGUCUGUGGUCAUGGCCCAAGUCAAUUCAACUUGUUGAAUGACUUAUAGCGUUGUUUAUGUCUGUGGUCGUGGCUCAAGUCAAUUCAACUUGUUGAAUGACUUAAGAAGAAAUCCAAUCAUCAUAGACCUGAGCAUGAUAUUUUUUUAUGUGACAAGUGGGUUGUAAAUAUCUGCUGUUAAGCAUACGACAUGCUGCCCGAGUGGAAGGUGGCGGUGGUCUUUUAUUACGUUACCCAGGCUUAAGUUAACCUUGAGUAGGACGGUCCAGGGUAGCCAACAGGCUUAGAAUGUUGUUAUUACUAUCAAGUACGUUCUUUUAAACAAGGAGUAUAGCUUUUAUUUGUACCCCUUUCCUGCCUCUUUCUUGGUCUCUCUUCCUGCCUCUUUCUUGGUCUCUCUUCCUGCCUCUUUCUUGGUCUCUCUCCUUUCCAUCCUCCCUGUCAAUAUUGCCCCUACCCCUCUCUCCCCUCUCCCUUUCUCUCUCUGCACCCGUCUCUCUGUCCCCCUUCUCUCUCCCUCCUUUCUGUGUCCCCCAUUCACUAUCCUCUCUCUCUCUGUCCUCUCUCUCUCUGCCCCCCUCUCUCUGCCCCCUCUCUCUGCCCCUUCUCUCUGCCCCACCCUCCCUCUCCCUCUCUCUCUCCCUCUCUCUCUCUCUCUGUGUCUUCACUCUCUGUCCUAUCUUAGUCAAUACCCUCAUCAAUCAAGUUUUGUUUUCUUUUAUUCUUAACAUGACACUAGCCUCUGACAUUUCUGUCACUUUAAUGAGGAGGACAAUAAAAUACUCUAGUGCUUUUUGUUUUGUUUUUUAAAGUUGUUGUCCUGAUCAACUCUCUCAAGCACCACGUAUGACCCGGUACUAGGGGUCGAUGCAAGCACUCUCGGAACGUUAAUGUCAUAGCACUCAAACGUUAAGGGGCAUUGUUCGUUUUAUGUUGUGGACAGGAUGAAUCUAUAGACUUAGAAGGAAAAUGAGAGCUAACGAAUAGUGAACAGAGGAAAUGCCAAUCCACGUCACAGCUUGUUUAUGGCCACUUAUAAAGGUUAAUACUCAAAAAGGGUGCGAGAUUACUCUCUUAGGACCCUUGACACGAUGCGUACGGCGCGCCUCAUCUGCUGGGCGCUUCCGUAAAGGAGUUCAUUAAGGCAGGCCUCCGGAUUCCUACCGUCGGCCCCCAUCCCACUGUCCGGACACGUGACAACCAAGUGGGCUACUGUCUCCUCUUCGUGUCCACAUUGUCGGCACAAAAGUUCCCUUCUGUUGUCGAGUCGGUAGAGAUAACUGCGCGUAGCGCAGUGCCCAGUUCUCAUCUGAGUGAUAAGGCUUUGUUCUCUACGACUAAGCUCCCACCAUGGGUCGCUUUUGCUCGGCCGCUGAAAUUCCCGGUAAAACUGUCGUCCAGUAGUGGCCGUGUCCCACUUUCCAAGCCAUUUUCUCCUGAAAUGGUCUUUCAACCAGACAGUGGCUCCGAGCUGAGUCAUGGGAUUGUCUGGUUGAGGUAGGGCUGCGCCUUCUUGGGCUAAGAAAUCUGCCCUGUCAGGAAGCGACGCCUCUAAGCGCGAAGUGAUUAGCUGGAAGAUUACCUUAGGGCCAUGUGCAUGGAUGGAGCCUACUGUUUCCAGAAUGACAGUGAUCUUUGUCGAGCCCACCGAACUCUCCCCCAUGAGUUCGAGAGCAGAACGAGAGUCGGUGAAGACCACAACGUCCGGGAAGGACUUCCGAUUGGUUAGCCGUUGGUUCAACCUCUUAAGAGCUACCAGUAUCGCCUCAAUUUCCGCAUCGAGGCUUGUUGCAUUCCUACCGCAUGGGCCUGAUAGCUCCUCGGGUGGAGCUAUCUCUGCGGGAUACUGGAUGAGGACACCAUAGCCACUACGCUUUUCCUCCGUGAAACAUGAGCCGUCCGUAAAGACUUUAACCAAGCUGUUCGGGUAGGCGUCAAUCGUGCGUUGCACAGCCUCUGAUGGGUCUAAUUGAGGACUGCCUUCGCUGGCUUUGGCAUCAACCAUUUCCAGUCGAAUGUCCGGCAGGGGAAGACUUUUGUGUGGUCCCCGCGCGGGGAUCACUUUCACUUUUUCCCUGUUUCUGGGCAGAAAAACGUCUUCUUCAAGACUGUGAACCAUGUCCAUGAAGGAUGGUCGCUUCAAUCUGGACUUUUUCUCCCAUUCGUCUUGUAAUUUGAAACAGGGAUCCUUUCUGUCCAUGCGGCGGUAACGCUCUACCGUCGUAAGGACUGCCUUCUCUCGCCUGACCUCGAGCGGUUCGACAUUGGAAAUGAUCUCCACCGCCGCCGUGGGUGUGGUUCGUAUUGCCCCGCAAACAAACCUUAGAGCACGGUUUUGGAUGCGGUCCAGUUCCUCCAAAGCCGUAUGGCUUGCGAAGGCUAGGACGGGCAAACUGUAGUCCAUUGUUCCUCUCACACUGCUAAGGUAGAGCGAUCUCAACAGUCUUGCUUCUGCACCCCAUUCAGUGCAAGCUAGCUUUUUCACCAAGCCCAAUUUUUGUGAAGCCUUGGCGCAUAGUUCGUGUACGUGGUGAUGGAGUCGGAGUUUCUGAUCCAACUUAAUCCCCAAGUAGACUGGAGUCCUGUCCCAUACCAAAUCUUUCCCAUUUAUGGAGAGUUUAACAUCGGUCUCAAGCACCUUUCUUCCGUUAGUGAACUUAGAAUAGACCGUCUUCUCAGUGUUCACAACCAUUUUCCACCGUCUCGCAUAGUCCUCGAUGGUAUGGAGAUCGUUUUGCAGCCGGUUCUGCAAGUGGUUGAUGCUAGGACCAGAAGUCCAGAUUACUAGAUCAUCAGCGAACAUGGCAUUAUCGGACACUAAUCCCUCUUGCAAGUCAUAGACAUAGGCCAAGAACAAAGUGCAGCUGAGGGCAGACCCCUGGGGGAGUCCGUCCUCUAGAGCAAGCUGCUUCGAUAGACUAUUGCCAACCCGUGUGACAAUAUAUCUGUCCUUGAGAAAGUCCGUCACCCACCCGGACAUGUUUCCAGUGACACCCAACUUCUGGAAUUUAUGCAUGAGGCCAACGCGCCACACGCGGUCAUAUGCUUGCUUGAGAUCAAAGAAAAUUGCCAACGAAUGAUUUUUCUUCUGGAGUUCAUUGGUCAUAGACUGAACAAGACGGACCACCUGGUCCAUGGGCUGCCUACCCUUACGGAAGCCACCUUGCGUCGGUGGUAGGUGCUUUCCACUCUCCAAAAACCAGUAGAGUCUUCCAUUCACCAUUCGCUCGGCCACUUUGCCCACACAGGACGUCAGCGAUAUUGGCCUGUAGCUACCUGGUAAAUGGCCUGGUUUUCCCUCCUUUGGUACGGGAACCACUAUGGCCUGCUUCCACACUUUCGGUAAAAUACCUGUAGUCCAAGUUCGGUUAAUGAGAGCCAGCAGAAGUUCUCUCCCCUGUUUACCCAGAUGGGUUAACAUUUCAUUGUGAACUUUGUCUGGGCCCGGUGCUUUCGCCGGCAAGCACUUUUUGAGCGCGGUUUGCAAUUCUUCCAUUGUGAAGGGAACUGUGAAUAUCUCAGGGUGGGGUCCAGUACGCUGGAUACGAGCUCCCCUUAUCUUCAGACGGCGGAUUUCCCUGUGCUCGUCAGUCUCCUUUCUUACUUUUGACUCAUUGUUCACUGCGGCAAAGUGAACAUUCAGUACAUUGGCUCUUUCCUUGUCGCUCGCCACGACACCCUUGUCCGAUAGUACUGGCUGCGGGUUUUUGGCCUUCCCCGCACCAGAGAGACUUCCGAGCAGAUUCCACACCUUCCUACCGUCCAGAAGAUUGAGUUUUUCACACGCGCUAACCCACUUCGACUUUUUCGCCUUUUGAACAGCUGCCCGGACCUCAGCCGUAAGUUGAUUGUAACCAGCACGAGCAGCCGGUGUUUUCUUCCUCGCGGCUUCUUUCCGAGCUUUUGCUCUUAGUUUCACGAGUUUUGCAAGCUCUUUGUUCCAAAAAGGCUUGUACGGUCGCUUCCCGGUCGUUCUCGGGAUCGUCACACGGGCGACCUCUAGGAGGACGUCAUUGAACUUCUCGAAAGCAACAUCUAAGUCUGAGUCGGCCACAUCGACUGCAAUUAGUCCGAGCUUGGUCUCGCACUGACUUUGGAAAUCUUGCCAGUUGGCUUUAUGAAAGAGCCAGUGGCGUUUAUCGCACUUGGUUUUGGCCUGUCCCAAGUCAACCCUAAGCAGUAUGGGCAAAUGGUCGCUCCCAAUGUCGUCAAGGACACUAAGGACCUGAUGUCCCGCGAGAUCAGCGGACACGAGCGUCAGGUCUGGCCUGGAUUCCGUUCCAUGGCCGUAAUGGAGAAGAGUGGGCGUGCUCUUCUCGUCUUGAAGCCUGAUAAGGUUGGUCUCGAGACAUACCUCUUCCACGUGCUUACCAGAGCCGUUGCGCUCUGGAUAACCCCACAUGGGGGAUUUGGCAUUGAAAUCUCCUGCAAUUAUAGUCCGUUUAAAGAUCGUCUCCCCGUGGGUGGGGAUCGUGAUCACAUUGCUUGGAGAAUUGUAAAUGUUCGUCACGGCGAACGUUUUCCCACAUUUAGUGACUUUUACUGACAGGGUGUCAGUAUUGGCGUAUCGCUUACACUCGAUGAUCUCCACCGUGAGAUCAUUUCGCACCGCUGUGGUAAUGCCUUGGCAUCGGCCACACUUGCAAUGGUAUAGCGAGUAGUGGGUAUCGAGGGCGUUUUGAGGAAGCCACGGUCGGAGGGGCAGGAUCUUGUCCAAGCCCCCCCAGUCGAACCUGCGUUAAUGAUAGAUUUUGCAUUGUCAUGAGUAAUAGUGGUUUGAGCAAAAUGUCUUCCUCCCAGUGAAAGAGGGCUUUGCGUCGCCCCCCCUCCUAGCUCAGUGGGUCCUUCUGACAUGGACGUGUGUGAUCUUUGGCUUCCGGAUGUUAAUCCGUACUGGUCAGCAACGCCACGUAGAGGCAGAUCACGUGUACACCACUCGAGCAAAGUGGUGUUGGUUUCCCCAGUCGGCACGAGCAGACGACCUGGAUCCACCAUGCUGGUUUAUGGCCACUAAAAAAUUCAAUCCUUGCCAUGUGCAGGUUAAAAAAAGCAACAACAAAAAAACAAACAAAAAAACAAUCUAUAUGAACAGUUAAAUUUUAUUAAACUAGGGCUGAACCGGGUGCAGUUUUUUUUACACCGGGUCCGAUUAUUUUGAGAGAAUACCCGGUGGGUCAAAGUGUUACAAAAACCCAAUCUCAUUUUCUAUAAACAAUAGUCAUACAGGCCUUCCCACACCCUACCUGACGGCCUUAAAACAAUUGUCCUUCCUACAGACAGUCCUACAUCAUAUAAACAAUAGUCCUACAGCAUAACUGCCGGCAUUUAAACAAUAGUCCAACAGAUAGUCACACACCGUACCGGUUUUUACCUGAGUUCAGCCGUCACGCAUGACGCUCUCUGCGUGACCGCUUCCCCCCCCCCAACUCAGUACUAUUAAUAGAAAACACGUUGAGUAGGAGAGGGUACGUUGUGAAAAGGAAGCUGGGCACAUCAGAUUUAAACAAUAGCCCAACAGAUAGUCACACACCGUACCGGUUUUUACCUGAGUUCAGCCGUCACGCAUGACGCUCUCUGCGUGACCGCUUCCCCCCCCCCCAACUCAGUACUAUUAAUAGAAAACACGUUGAGUAGGAGAGGGUACGUUGUGAAAAGGAAGCUGGGCACAUCAGACGCAAUGUAUAAUAGAGAUAGGUCCUUUAUGCUUGAAAUACUACUGUGCUUGUGAACAUUCUUCAGGCAAUAUUGGAGAAAUGAGUAGAACAUAUCCCUUGAUAAUGUUGAUGUGGUGAAAUGAAUAGAACACAGCCCUCGAUAAUGUUGAAGUGGUGAAAUAAGUAGAACAAUAUAUCCCAGCUGUGUUUGACCCACUGAUUGUUUUCUUGUCAAAAUUCACAUUUCGAUUCAAUUAUCCCGUUACAUCCCCUUUGGAGGUCAGAAACCAAUCCACAUUUUACUAAAAAACAAAACAACAGCAUAUCUCGUUCGUUUGAACACUAUGUUGGGUGUCAUUUAUGGCAACCAAAACAAAUGAUUAAAUAAUGAGACUUCGUGGAGAGUUUUGUUAUGAUGCGUUGGUGCCUUGUAAUAAUCAUGUAUAAUUAAAUAUAGAAAUGUGUAACACUCCAAUUCCGACAACGCACGCGUAAAGCCAUUUUGAGAUGAAUUUGGUGCGAUCCUGUUGGAAGCCUUAGAUCGGCAAGCCCAUUCAGUUUGAUACCAAUCAAUCAGACACCCACCCAGGUUCACCGCUCUAGCUUAACACAGAUUAGAUGCAUCUUUCUUUUUUAUUCUUCUUUUUUUUUUCUCUCUCUCGUUCGUAUCGGCUUUUGGAAUAGUUAAAAAAUGAAAGCCGAGUCAGGGCGCGUUUAUGUAUGGACGGAGGCGCUCAUCACAUCUUCCUGGUUUGGUGAAAUAGAUUGUUGACUGGCGCCCCCGGGGCCUCUAACUUCUUGUUAACUUGAUUGACCGAUUACGCAGGCUUGCGACUGUCUUAACAAGCUCAUCUUGUCCAUCGAGACAUCCCUUGUCCAUCGAGACAUCCUUUCUCUCUCCCCCCCCCUCUCGUUCUCUCUAUCAAUGGGUGAAUCAGAGAUCUGACAACAACCAAUCGUAUUUGAUCUACCAAUGUCGUGACAUGCGAGUCUAGCUUAACGAGUUGUCACGGCGGUCCGCGGGUUUGUUGUAUGUGGCCCGUCGUUAAACUUCCUGCUUUCUACACACAGAAUAAGACUUGGACUUAUUAGUUCAUUGGACUCUCUGAAUAGAGAAUUAGAUGGUCAUUUGACACCAGCACUCGGUGGGCCCAUUUAGCUUUUUUUUUUAAAUGUUUCUAUGGUUUGGGAUGUGGGGGGCAAAAUGUGGGCAGUUUUAGAUGCACUUUGGAAAUGACGGCUUUAGAAAGAAAGACAGAAAGAAAGACAACUUGUACACGUUAACUUCAAGUCUAGGUUGCCUGUUUGAUCCUGGCGUGUUUUCUCAUUUCGUGUACAACAAUGAUACAUCGCCCUGUACAACAAUGACACAUCGUCCUGUACAACAAUGACACAUCGUCCUGUACAUUCUCGUUCAGUUACCGCCUUCUUUCUCUCUUUAUUUUACCUUUUUUAAAUAUUGACUUUGACCUUAGCCUGCUAGAGGAAGUUAUAGUUUUGACCUUGAUGCAUUACAUCCGGGUUCCACAUAUUUUUUCUGAUCUAUGUUCAAUAUUAGUUCCCUCGAAACAAACACCAAUUGGAUUUGACCUCGAUUAUAUGACCCCCCGUCGUCCCCCCCCCCCCCACGGUACUUUAUUGUUCUUGAUUGCUUCUUCUGGCAGAGGACCGGGCCCGCAACGGUUGAUAGUAUAUGCUGUGGAGGAAGAGAUGGUGGUUAUGUCAUAUAUUAAUUUCGAUCGCUUUCCUGGUCGCGUGAAGCUGUCCGUGGGCUAAAGCCUUGUGUAAUGGCCGAGACUUCCUAUCACGGCUGUAAACGAGUUUUUUUGUGUUUUUUUUUUUGUGCAGAAGACGUUCCCUCGUGGUACUGGCGACACACGCCAGAUUAAGGGUUUGUUUUAGAAGAUUUACAAGGCACGCCCCAAUAAUGACUUUGCCACCAGCGUAAGCCGACUAGGUGGUUGGCGGUGUUGUCAACGGUAAACCUGUGGGGCACAGCGUCAUGGGGGACCCGGGGCAAUGAGCACUAUAUUAUUACCAGUCAUACCGCGCUUUAAGGUCUGGUGACAACUUGGUAUAGCGACAUGGGGGAUACAAUUACAGCUCUGUUAUCAGACGCUUCAUAACUAUCUGCAUUAAAUAAAAUGCGCACCCCCCCCCCCCCACUUUUGUUUUAAGGGAUUUCAAUGUAACUAAAAACUGAAAAGAUUAUGGGUGUUUAGACAUAAUUUUUUGUUUCGUUGAGAAAAUGAAGCAGUGAUGUUAAUAGAAUUAUUAUUUUUAAGUCUUCUUGGAAUAUUUUUUUUUUUGUAGUUUUUUUUUUUUUAAAUCAAGGAAUAAUGCGGGUUUAAUAAGGUAAAGAUUUUUUUAUUUGAGUUUAUCAAUUCGAUUUUAAAGUGAGGAAAGGUAGGGUGGUGGUGGGGGGGGGGGGCAGAUGCAUUAAAAAAAAACCAACAGUGUAAGAGGGAUAGAGUGUUCCUCCCUCCCACAAUCCCUCUAAGCCCGUCCAUCUAGUCCAACGGCUUGCCCCCCUCUCCCCCAAGCACUCCAGUAAUAGCCCGGUGACGUCAGCCCGGGAUGUGAUUGUGUUAGACCUCCCAAAUCUCAAAAGUCGGCUGAAUUGAUUUCAGGUCAGAGCCGUGCCCCUUAAACUUUGGGGAGAGAGAGCCAUGGGGCCAGGAGGAAGGGUGGCAAGACAUGCACGUUCACGUGCCAUUGGAGCUGAUUCUCAAGCCGUUGUAUAAGAUUGGGGAAUUCAUUGUUGUCAAAUACUGAUCAGAAUAGUAGAGAAGAUGCCCUCUUACAGAAGAUAGAGGAAUUCACUGCUGUCAAAUACUGACCCGAGUAGGCGUGGGGACGUCCUCUUACAUAAGAUAGAGGAAUACAUUGUUGUCAACUACUGACCAGAGUAGGAAGCGAAACGUCCUCUUACUUAAGAUAGAGGAAUUCAUUGUUGUCAACUACUGGAGGGGAUACGCCCUCUUACACCCUUGAAAAGAAAUGAGCAGUAACAAAAUGUUCUACAUAAAAGCAUCUCAUUAUUUUUUUAUCACUCUUUUCUAAAUGAUGCAGAUAACUUUAAAUACUACAUUUCGAUGAAAAGUUGUGAGGAAAUUAAAGCUUUGUAGAAAAGAGUUGUAAAAAAAAGAACGAAUCAAUUAUUUAUUCACAUUGAAAUAUAUAAUAACUGCCUUCUUGUAGCAAUGUCAAAACUUUAGCUGUCUUUCAGACAUUUCUUUGGGGCUCUAAGCAAGGAGCUUAGGAUUGGCUUAUAUAUAUAUAUUACAGACCUGUUUACCCCUGGGUUAGUGUCAGAGCAGUUUUCAGACCUGUUUACCCCUGGGUUAGUGUCAGAGUAGUUUUCAGCUCUCAAAAACGUAGUUUUCAGCUCUCAAAAACGUAGUUUUCAGCUCUCAAAAAACGUAGUUUUAAGCUCUCAAAAAACGUAGUUUUAAGCUCUCAAAAAACGUAGUUUUAAGCUCAAAAGAGUAGCUUGGUAAAAAAAAAAAGGGGGGGUGGGCUAUAUCAGGAAAUCCAUUUAACUGCUUAUAUAAAUUAACAAAAAUAAAUAUACAGGAUAUUGGUCCUUUGAUUUGUUUCUUACGGAUGAGAAAAGGCCUUAGGCAAGCAAAGAAGGUGCUUACUGCACAGAUUUGCUUGACUGAGAGGCAUAUCUGAGCUAAAAUUCAUUACUAUUGCCAACACAUCUGUUAUUUCUUUUUUGUGUUUAUUUUUUUGGUAAUAUGGAAACAAGUAUGAAUUUGUAAGAUAAAAAAAAAACAAAGUUGAAAAACAAGUACAAAAUUAAACAAAAAAGGUGUAUAGAUGUAGAUAUUUAUUAAAUUUCCUUGCAAUAUGGCACAUUUUUCAUCAGUUUACUUAAAUCGAUUUUACGAUUUUUUGCCUUGAUUUUUAAAGUCCUGAAAAGUGUAUCAAUGUGUCAAGUCUCUGUUGGACAUUAGAACAUGUAUUUAGCUACCACAAGUAGAAAACAUCUUUUGUCACAUGGAGUGACUGUCUUAAUCUCGCGAGGAACAUGAAUAAUUAGAGUAAACACACUUUAAGAGUCUAUAAAACAUAUGUAAUCAUGGUUUCAUAUUUGGACACAUAAAUUGAGUUAUACUGAGAAUUUCCCGAAGUGAACACCUGAGGUGGGUGAUAAAAGAUGUUUGUAUUAAGUAUUAGCAACACAUCCACUAAAAGAAAAAUAUUCUGGUUGGUUAAUUGAGAUCGAGACCGCAAAGACCAAUCACUGUUAUUCUUAUUCAAUUGCUUAGGAUGUUAACACACACACCAAAAAAAAUAUAAUAAUAAUAAAAAAUUAAAACAGUUUAAUGAACACCCCAAUUAUUUAUAUUUCUAUUUUUAAAAAAAACCAAGCAAGGGAAGAAAAAACUGAAACAGUAGGUUUUUUAGCCUUGCACUAAUACUGUAUUCUUAAGGUGAAAGCGUAGGGGUAAACAGGUCUGUAUAAAAGGCCUAAAUUGACACUUUGUCAUUUAAACCCCCCCCCCCCCCCCCUCUUUUGGGUGGGGGGUUGUUUUUGUUCCCCCCCCCCCCCCCCCCCCCCCCCCCUCCCUCUUUUGGUGGGGGGUUUUUUUUGUCUCCCCCCCCCCCCCACACACACACACACUUUUUUUCUCUCUUUCUUUCUAUCUUUCGUUAUUUUCUGAGUAACAAAACAACACUUUAGUUCCUAAAAUAUGAUAAAAUCUUAUUACAUUCUGUUUACAUGUACUACAUUUUUUUUAAUGAUUGAUAUUCCAUAAAAAAUUAUUCUCUUUAAACUUUCUGGUUAAAAACAUUUUUUAAAAAUGCAAGCUAAGUUCAAAGUGAUUUGACUUUGUAAAUAAUCAUUUUUAGGAGGAGUUGGGAGGGAAUGCUAACAGUUUGCAUUCCCUCCAACUCCUGAAAAAGCAUUGAAUUCCCCGUCUGUUUUCUCCUUCCCCUUCCUCCUCCAAUUAAAAAAAAAAUGAAAUUUGUUAAAAAUAGAAUGAAAGUAUGGGACAGCAAACAGCUCCACUAAUUAAUCAGUAGGUGACAUUUUGUUUUGUAACUUCCACCUUGUAAUACAAAGCUGAGUAAAUUUUAAUUAGUUUGAUCUUUGGUUGUCAUGGUGUUUCUUUGAAUAAAACUCUUUUAUGUGAGUUGAAAUGGAAGUUGUAAAGCUAGCACUUCAUCUUGCCAUAUUUUACCCUCAAGUAGAGAAAACUUAAAAUAAUGGUUAAUUAUAAUUAAUAUAGAACAUCAACACCAUUCAUUCAGAACUUAAACUCUUAAAAUGGGGUUUUCUAAGUUUGGUAUAAUUUUAAAUUGAUAUAGGCAUAUAAAACAUUCUGAUCCCAUUAGUAAAACAAAUGCUGUUUUUAUGUCAGCCACUUGUUUGCAUUAUUUCAGAAGUUACAAAUACAUUUUCUAAUAUAAAAACAAUAUUUAAAAACUAAAUUUAUUUCUUUAUUUCUGCAGAUUUACAGUACCAUGUGAUAAACUCAAAUAAACUCACUCCAGAAGGAAGUUUUGUUGUCAAAUUAGAUUCACAUUCCAGGUUGCGCCGUCAAGUUGAUAGUAGUAGCAGUUCAAGCCCUGGGUUAACACCAGAUCAUUCCAGUCAAGCUCAGCCUGCUGUAACCCCAGGUACCCUAAUGGCAAAAUAUCAGACCGCUUAAAGUGCAUUUCUGUUACAUUUCUGUUCGAAUUUUUUUUACUUCAAACGUUUUAAUAGUCUAAACUACAAAUGCUAUGUUUAUUUUUUUGUAGAUCAGCAACUUAUGAAAGCUUCCAGUUUCUAACUUAGUUUGAUACAUCAUACUUUUGGCAAAUUUCUAUUUUAUGUAACCACAUAAAUCCAUAGAAGGAAUAACUCAUGUUAUUCUUUGGGGUAAAAGAAAUAUGCUAUUUUUCCCUUUCAACUGAUUCAAAUGUUUGUCAAUUGUAGUAGUAUGAAAGAAAUGCUUAAUAAAAGUGAUUUUCUAAUGUUAAAUUAUGUUAGCCAUUAUAAAAUAAUAUAUAAUUGUCAUAAAUAGAAAAAACUUUUCUAUUCAUCAGUUUAGAAAAUUCAUACAAGUUCUGGAUAAUUUCAUGAUGAAUGUAGGCUAAAAAAUAUGGAUUAGAUAAUAAUAAAAUUCACAUGAUGUAUCAAUAUUUCUGAUAUUUUUUUUUUCCUUGGAUGAUCUAGGUUAUCUAUUAUCAUUAUUAUUAUUUGACAUCUUAUUCUCAAUGCUUUAAUAAUUUUAAUUGCUAUAUAUUCUCUCCAAGGACCCUCAACUAAUGCACCUGGAGAGGGUGCAGGCUCUAAGCCUAAUUCUACUGUUGCACCGACCACCAGUUCUUUUCAAACCAGCAAUGGUGCAGCGAAUGCAAAUGAAUCUUCUAACUCAUCUACUGGCACUGGCUCCUCAACGGUAGCAUCUACCACUAUAGCAGAUCCAUUUGCAGAUUCAGAUGUUAUUCAUGUAGGUUAUCUUCAAUCCAUUAUCUCCCUUGAACACAAAACACCACCUCCACCCCCACAUUUUUUCUUUUCAUCCAACAUUUUUUGUUCAUUCAUGUUAUUUAUUCUUGUCCUUUAAUAUAAAAAUUGUUUACCUUUGUUGGUGAAAUGUUCUUAUGGACCUAAUGAUAUUGAGUUUUAUUUUUAUCCUUAGUGCCAUAGGUCUAUUGGGAUAUAAACACAUCAUUUAUGGGCAUAUCCAUCUGUUUAAAACAACUCUUCAGAGGAUUGAAAAAAUAACUAGACUAUCACUAUGGCAGACUUGUUUGUAAAGUAAUUUUAAUUUUGGACCAAUUUCCUUACACAUAAGUUAAAAAAGAUUAUAACAGAAAAAGAUGUUAUUAACUUUAGAACUAUUUUUUUAACCUAUAUUUACAUUUAAAACAUGAAUGAUUAAUGUUAGAUUGGAACAAGCUUCCAAAAGCAACAGUUGAGGCGGCUACACUUGACCCAUUUGCGUCUCUUGUCUCCUGUCUUCCAACCCCCAGUUCAUAAUACCACUGCUGAGUAGCUCAUGCAACCAGUGAAAUAUCCCCUUCAAAACCAUGAACAGUAACAUCGCGAACCCCUCUGAAACAUUGGAGCCAGAAUUUUCAAUUCAUUGAUCCUGGGCCCUCAAAAAAUAGAAGAAGAAGAUAUUCCAAAUCACUUCUUUAGCUGAGUUCUUCAUUGUCAGAGCAUUAAAUAGGCAGAUUGGUUAGUUAAUUUGUAGGGGUGUGCCGGAUCCGUUUUUUCCAACCGGAUCCGGAUUUUAUUAUGCGAAAUCCGCCGGAUCCGGAUUCUGGAAUAAUCCGGAUUCCGGUUUCUCCCGGAUUCCGGAUUUUGGUACUAUUGACCACUAUUAGCGGUGCUGACUCUAGCCUCUGGUAUGUUCGGAAUAUUAAACAUUAAACAAGCUCAACGCUCGAAACAAUCGAUUAAUGUAUCGUGAUCGUGUGGAAUUCGGGAAAGAGAAUUACUUUUAUUUCAGAUUAUGAUCCGGUGAGUCACAAAAUCUGGCAAAUUCCAAAAUCCGGUAUAUUCCGGAUUCCGGUUGUUCCGGAUACAUGUAAAUCCGGCGGAACCGGAUUUCACAGGAUAGUGCAAAAUCCGGCGGAACCGGAUUCCGGAUCGGAUUCCGGCACACCCCUAUUAAUUUGUAAAUUUCUUGGAACCUAUUUCAGGAUUUCCACGAAUACUAUACUACAGAUGUGCUCAAGAGUAAAGGAAGUGAGUACUGGCAGGAGCUAAAAGAUGUACCCCGCCAUGAGACACUUUCAACUGGACAUAGAGUGGCAGCAGUAAGUUUACACAAAUGCUAAUUGUUUCCAUUUAAUUUUAAUCUUGUAUUAAUAAUUAUGCUUUCUUUGCCCUCGGUAUAAUUUUAAAACCUAAAUUCCGCUUUUCCAUUUCAGUCUCUUCCAUUUAAAACAGCAGUUCUUAACUCUUUGUUUAUUCCAUGUAGGCCUACCCUUUAACCAGUUAAAACAAGGCAUAGACCCCAACUAAGAAUAAAGUUUCUAAACACAUAAAAAUAAAAAUACAAAAGAAAUCAAAGUAAAUGGAUCCCCUUGCACCUUUUCACUGACCCCGAGGUGGUUUAUGGAACCACAGGUUAAGAACCUCUGAUUUUAGCUGUCUAAUAUUAUUACUGUUAAUACAUUUCUAUUUUGUCCACUCAUAUUUACCUUCUUUAAAGAAAAGAAAAUUCCUAAUUUUUUUUUUUUUUUACUUGUGUAAAAUCUUUCUGUUCACUCAUUGAUCAGGUGAUCCCUCUCAAGUUUCCAUUUCAUUUUUAUGGACAUGAGGUCACCAAUGUUACUGUUGCCACAGGAGGUAAUGACCAAGAGACGUUGUUUUUUUCUUAUGUUUUCAGAUAUUUCAAUAUUUACUUUCAACAAAUCUUAUUUCAGCAAAAAAAAUUUGUUUUCUCAGGAAAAUCCUAUUUAUUUUAUGUUAAAAAAUUUAAGCUCACCUGUCACUGUUACGCUAAAUUACUUUUGAGUUUUAUGGCUUUAAGCCAGUUUAUUGUGUUCCUUUGAUUUUUUUUUUAUUUUGAUGAAUUUUUUAAGCUUUUCAAAGAUCUUAUUUCUUUUAAAACAAGCGUGCUUACAUCAAGAGACCAAAAUGUUCAGAAAAUAUUGGUAUGGAUUUGUUAUUGAUUUUAUUAAAUUAUUAUAUUUUUUGGCAUGGUUCCUUGAUGUAAACUCAAGGAUGUGAUGAUUAAAAGUUAUUUGUUUUUCAUGUCUAUUUCAGGUUUUAUUUACAUGAGUCCCUUUCUGCACCAAUGGCUAACAGCUACUCAGUACAUUGCCCCUUUAAUGGCUAACUUUGAUCCAUCAUUGAGCAAAGAUUCUGGAGUUUACUACAAAAAUGAUGGUAAGUAAAUAACAUUAAAUAUUUAUAUAUUUUCAAGUUAUGAUCUGAAAUGUAUUUUUAUAACAUUAGUUUCAUUUCUGACAUUUUUUGGGGGGUGGGGUGGAGACAACUGCCAUCUGUUGGAGCAAUUAGAAAUUGAAAACAAUUCUUUUGAAAAUAAAUGCAAAUGAAAAAAAUGUUGGAACUGGUAAACCUUUUUGAAGAUCCCUACAAUUUUGAUGGCAUCCGUCCGUCUUUGCAGACUUUGCAGGACAAAAUCGACAAGGCCUGAGAUUUUUCUUUUAGGAUUAUAAGCUGGUUCCCAAAAGCAAAUCGCCUCUUUCCACGCCGCUGGAUACACCAAGGGAACAUCAUGUGAAUGAUACAGCUUGGCACCAGUUGCGCUGCAGGAGUUGUCAGAAUUUUUCAUUGUACCAAUGUUAUCUGCCUCUGGGACUCCGGGUUUGAAUUGAGAGUUUCCUUCUCUUAGAUGAGUUGCCAUCCAAGGUUAACGAGUCCCAUCAACUAGGGGUGCUGGUGAUGUUUUUGCUUAAACGCGCUAAACUCCAGACCACCAACUUGAGAUUUGCUUAGUUUAGACCACUCGGCCACCCAGCUCCCUACAUUAUUAUCCUAGCUAAUAUUCCAAGACCACAUCUUUAAUUUUAACAGCUAAGUCUAAAUCAGUGAACAAUUCUAUCAAAAUUUUUUUUAUUAUAGUAUGCUUUUCACUAUUUACAAUCUUUGCAAUCAAUUUUUUUUAAAUUUUAAAUGUUACGUAUCCUGCAUAUAUAUAUAUAUUUAUAGAGGACAAAUUCACAGUAGAGUGGAAAAAUGUCAUGCUAAAGGAUCAGAAUUCAAGUGAGUAUAUCAUGUUAUUCAUAUAUCAGAAUUCAAGUGAGUAUAUCAUGUUAUUCAUAUAUCAAAUAUUCUAUCUCCAUUUUGAUCAGCCUAUUCUGUCAACCAUAUGAGGAAUGAAUUUGAAUUUAUCUUCAUGGAUCUUGUAGCAAAAUUUCUGAUAACUUAAUGCACAAUGGAUUUCUAGCUUGUCAAAUAUUUGUUAAAAGCACCUUGGUAAUGAUUGCAAAAGUGACAAUUUUAUUUAAAACUUCAGCUUAUGCAUUGCAAUUCACUGCAAUUUUUUAAAGAUUAUUGCUUAAAAUGUAAUAAAAUAUGAAGUGCAUUCAUUCAUGAAAUCCUAUUCACUCUAAGGUGGUAACUUCAGUUUUCAAGCCAUUCUUCAUAAAGAUGAUGUGAUUCACUUUGUGUACAAUUCAGUAAGUACAAUACAUUAUCAUGAUGUAAAAAUAUAGGGUUUUGGAAGAGAUUAUUAAUUUUUGUGUUAGCAAUAUGUUGUAGUGCACUAAUGGGUUUGUGAACUGUAACUGAUUAUCUGAUAUAUUGUUAUGGUCAUUGAAUGAAAUUAUUUUUUCUCACAACAUAUUAGGUUCCUAUCUCUGUACGUGGAAUUUCAACUGAUGAGCAUCCUGUUAAAAUUGGACUUUCUGAUGCCUACUAUAAUGACACUUAUAUCCCUGAAUACAGUAAGACAUAAUUGAUCUAAAGUUUCUGAAAAGAUUUAUUUAUAAAUAGUUAACAGAUCAAGUACUCAUAAAGCCGUAUGUGUCUAAAGAUAUUAUUCCAAAGUGAAAUUUUAUUGCACAGCCAUAGACAUUAGCUAAACAAAAAAACCAGUGAGAAAUUAAAACAUGGAAAUGAAAAAAAGGGUUUUUACACAGUCUGAUAAAUACAUGCUUUUGUUUUUCAGAGAUCAAGAGAAGGACUAUAUAUGAGUACCACAAGGUUUCAGUUAAGGUAGACACUGUGAAGUCUGGGACAGUCAUUGUGUUCAAGCCACUCCCUAGUAAGAUUUUUGUUACAUUUGAAUAAAAGUUCAUCUACUUUUAGAAAUUGUUUGAUUUCAUGAUUCAGUUACCUUAAAAUGUGUUAUUAACUGCCACAGUAUCUCAAAACUGCACAAAUAAUGGAAAAAAUGCAAGAGAAAGCCAAGAUAUCUAGAUAAAGUCAUGAGCUCUCAAAUAAUAGGAGCUUUUUAAAUUUUAAAUAAUUUAGUCAGUUAAAAGAAACUGAUAAAAAUAUUUUAUCUUAGCUUCUAGAUAACAAAAUAUCUAAAUCUGUAAAUCUUUCAAAUGAAUUUUGAAAAAAAAACAUUUUAAGUUGAAGCACAUGUUAUAAUUGGAUAUUUUUAUAUGAAUAUAAUAAAAAUUGGUGAACUAGACAAAGCCAGCAACUUAAACUUAUUGUUAAAUUGUGAGAAUUUGUAUCUUUGCUACAAAUAGCAAGUGCACAUUUCAGAGGUCAUUUUGCAUAAGGUUUGCUAAUCUCCAGCUGAUUGGUGAUAAAACCCACCCUAAAAAACCUUUUUUUUUUAAAGCUCCAAAACUGUUAUUUGCUCUUGAUACUAAGAAUAAGUUUGUUUUUUGAGCAUUUUUUGUUGUUGUAAUUUUGUAAGUUUUAUAACUUAUUUGUACAUUUUAAAAUAGUUUCCUGGUAAAUGAAGCUUUAGCUUUAAUGACUUGUCUCUAUCAGCUUGCAAUAGGCUAUCAGACUGUAAUACUUGCAUCAAACAUGUCGAUGUAGCCUUUGAUUGCCGAUGGUGCAACACUAUUGGAAGAUGUUCUGAUGGGCUUGACUGGUAUCGCCAGCACUGGGACAAGGAAGGAUGCCAAUUAUCGGUAUGUAACUAUGUUUUGGUUUUGCUCCAGAAUCCCAGGUGCAUGAAAUUGUGUAUAUAAUCUUAGUUGUGGAAUGGCCAGACUAUUGUGAAAUUGAUUCUGUGCACUUAGAAGCUGCAUGAAACCUGUACUUGUUGAUUAGCGUUGUUGUCACAAGCCUUGACUGUUACAUGGAUUUGAUAAAGUUGUUUAGGAAAGAAAUAAUUGUGUACAUGCCAUAUCUUAAAAUAUUAACAUAUUAUUAUAACUGUAACUGUAAAUAAUAAUGGGAUUUUUAUGAGAAAUUUUAAAAUUUUCUUUGUUUAUUUUUAAAGUUCAAAAUAAGCAUCUUCUUUCGAUCUAUUAUUCUUGUUAAAAGAAAAGGUUAAAAAUGUAGAAAUGUUAAUGUCUUAAUUAACAGAUAAAAAGGAUGUUAAAACACUAUUAAAAUUGCCUUAAUGCUAAUUAUUUACAAUGAUGUAUUUAGAAUAUGAUAGAAUGUGGGGUUGGUGAAAGACUAACUCUCUGUUCAGAUACUAACCUUAGUAACUCAAUUGGAUGUUUACACUUACACAUUACUUCUCGAUUUUAAAUGUAUAGAUUAUUUUCUUCUCCUUUCUACGAUUUUAUACAAAAACAUAAACCUUUUAAUUUUUCAAAAUGUCUGAAUAUUUUGAACAUUUAUUGCGAAAGAGUUUAGUUUUUUUCUUAUGUAUGGUACACACAUUUCAAAACACAAAGCUAAGUUCAGCUGUUGUGGCAAGUCAUUCUUUCCUUGUAGAGAGCCUGUGUAGUGAAAUCCAAGCAUCAGACAGCUCUUCAGUUUUAAAAUUCAAUAUGUGCCAGCUCUGAUCCAUAUUUAAUUUUUUAAAGGGGUGCUGUCGAGGUUAUUACUCAAUACCUAUCUGCAUAAAAGACAGAUCAGUCUCAACUAAAAAUUACAUGUUUAAAAAUCAUUUUUUUUUAAAGUUCAUGAUUUCAUAAUAUUGCACUGCUAGUCUUAGAUGUUUUAAGUAAGCUAUUAUUAAAAAAUUGAAUUCAUUUAAAUCUUUUGUUGAAAACAUCUUCUUAGAAAAAGCCAUUGAUUCUUGUCAGUUUGACUGACAGAGCUAACUUUUUGCACUUGCAUGCUGCUAACAUGUACCUGAACUUUGUGUUUAUACAAUGUUCUAGAGUUUGUCUGCAACACAACAAUGUACUGAGAUUGCACCAACUACCCUCAUGACACUGUCAUCAACCAAUGAACCUAGCACAAAUACUCCAACCACUGUUGAUACCUUGAAUUCUGAACGAUCUAAAGAGAUGAAUGAUUGUGGUGUAAGUGUCCAGGGCAGUUUUCGCUCUAUUUAACCAUGCUAACCACAGAAACUCUCCUGAUAUUAAUCCUUUUCAUUAUUUUGGCUGUUAAAAUUAUUCAUGCCACGUUCCAUUAUUUUUUGUGCAUUAUUUUUUGUGCGUUGGGAAAAUUCACGUCUGAAUGUCAAAAACUCAACAAUGAUUAAGGAAAUUUUUUUUUUUUUUUUUUUUUUUUUUUUAAAAAAAAAAAUUUUUUUUUUUAUUUAAAUUUUUUUUUUUUUUUUUUUUUUAUUUUUUUUUUUUUUUUUUUUUUUUUUUUAAGUUUUUAAUUUUUAUAUUCAACUUAUCUUGUUUUUUUUUUUUUUUUCCAAGUAAUUUGUGUAUUCAACUUUUGCUUAGAUUGUUUUUUUUUCCUGACUUGAUGAAGUUGGUAGAUUUGCUAAGCCCAUUUACUCACCCUAGAUCAUUUCUUGUCCAUUUGAGAUCAGUCUGGUAAUGAUUCAUAAUUAAAACCUUUGAACUUCAUGAAGACUCUCUCUCUCUCUCUCGCUCUCCCUCCUUCCUUCCCUCCCUCUCUCUCUCUCUCCCUCCCUCCUUCCUUCCCUCCCUCUCUCUCCUCUCUCCCUCCCUCUCUGCUUCUCCACCUCUCUCUCUCUCUCUCCCUCUCCCUCUCUCUCUCUCUCCCUCUCUCUCUCUCUCUCUCUCUCUCUCUUCUCCCCACAGUUAUCUUUUACACUCUCUCUCUCUCGCUCUCCCCCCCUCCUCCCCUCCCUCUCUCUCUCUCUCCCCCCCUCCUCCCUCCCCUCCCUCUCUCUCCUCUCUCCCUCCCUCUCUGCUUCUCCACCUCUCUCUCUCUCUCUCCCUCUCCCUCUCUCUCUCUCUCCCUCUCUCUCUCUCUCUCUCUCUCUCUCAACUGCCCAAAGUUAUCUUUUACAACAGGUUUAGGAUAUAAGAGUUUAAAAAUUUUAAAGGCAAAGUUACAUUUGUAUCAUUUGUUUGUAAUGUGUUUGCUGGAAUUAACUUGAGAAUCUGUCUUGAUGAAUGCAUUAAUGUCUGUCGCAUAUUAUUAUCAUUUCAUUACCUUUUCCACAGCUGUAUCAUUCGGCUUAUUUUCUUAAAAAAUAACUUAAUUUUCUUUUUUUUACAAUAGGGUGGGUGAUAUUACAAAUCAAUACUCCUUAUAUUUUUAAAUGUACGGAAGAAAAAUCUAUAUUCUCAGCCCUCCUUGUCUCAAUAAAAUUGUUUUAUAAUAAAUAAUCUGUAAAUAAUUUAUUUCUAUAAUAGGCAGCUCCCAGUAGAUGAUGUAAAAACAGGUUUAAUAUUUUUUUUGCAGCAGAAUUUUCAGAAUGUUUUUGUCAGCAGAUCAAUAUAAGUAGUCAAGUUGUUUUUUGGGGGGGAGCUUUGUCAAAACUUAUGAGCGAUAUAAAAAAUGACUUGGACCUCAAAUGGUGCAGUAUAUAAUGUUGAUGGAAAGUAGACUACUGCCAAAAGUAAGACUUUGAAGACCAUAGUUUUUAUAACAAUUUAAUUAUUGCAUAACUCAAGCUGACACAUUUAUUAAGAUCCUUCUUAAUGCUGAGUGAUGUUAUUGCUAGCACGGUUUUCAUUCAUGUUUAAAGUAGUAUUGGAAUUUUUUAAAAGUAGAAGAAAAAAAAGGCUUUUUUUUUUAUUUUACAAAACAUAUUCUGACCAUAUGUUAAGACCUUCAGUGAUCUAAUACAAAAAGCUAUCAACUAUCCAGGGGGUAAUUUUCUGGAUGCCAUCAAGCAAAUGUAUAUGGACAAAAAUAUAAAGGAUUGUGAACAAAUUUGACAUUGAAAAAUAGAUGGUCACAAAUUUACCUUCAAGAACCAGGCAUAAGCAACUGUGUAACAUUGCCUGCAUUGAAAAUUAGCAUCAUUGAAUAGGGGCAGAAUAGAGAUUCAGGUGAUGGGGAAAGAGGAAAGCAAAGUAAUCAUAGGACCAUGCUUUCUGUUUAAACCUUGUAGUUAAUAAAUUAUUAACACUUGGGAUAUCAUGGUUAUAAAAAAAAAAUAAUUAAUUUAUUCUCAGAAGCAAACAAAUAUUAUUACAGAUAUUUGAAUGAAAACUUCAGAUGUACAGAUAUGAAGACAAGAUUAUAUUUAAAUAUUCUGUUGGAAUGAUGGCUUGAUGCCUAUCUAAAGCGUAAUGAAAUCAUAUUAUAUAUUUUUUUAAUUUGUGCCAUACAUUGAUUUUCUGGUCACAGUAAAGAAUUCAUUCAUACAUCUAAUGUGUGUCUAUUUUAGAAUUUAUUCAUACAUGUGUAUCCAUUUAAGAAUCCAUUCGUACAUGUGUCUUUUUAAGAAUUCAUUCAUACUUGUAUGUCUAUUUAAUAAUUCAUUCAUACAUGUGUGUCUAUUUAAGAAUAUAUUCAUACAUGUGUGGCUUUUUAAGAGUUACAAAUAAAUCAGUAACACGUGGGUAGCCUCUCUGUAAGCCCAGAUAAUAGAGUAUACUUUAUCACAUUUUGAAAAUCAUUCUAUGUCACUAAUGUUUCCAUAUCUCCUUAGUACAGAUAAGCUACAGAACUGGAGUAUAAUUAAGAAUGUUGGAAUAUUCCAUUAUGUUGCAUUUAACCAUCAAUUAAUGUUAGUUGAUUCUGUCCCUCUAAUUGAUUCUGUCCCUCCUGUAGUACUUUGAUAUAUUUAUUAUAGCACACAAAUGCUUCGGAGAUAUGCUCAUCUCUCCCCCCACCUACGAAGCCUAUAACAGACCCUCUGAACCCCAGUUCACAGGACAUCAGUCCACAGAAUCCCAGUACACAGAAGAUUCGUCCUCAGAAUUCUAGCUCACAGAGCCCUAGUUCACAGAACCCUGUUUCUCAGAGCCCCAACUCUAAGAAUCUAAGUUCUCAAAAUGAUUGUAAUGUAAGUAUCUUACUAGGUGCACACAGCAUGCAGCUUUGCUCCCCAUUCCAUCUUAGAUACCAUAAUUUUGCAUGCCUGUUUUAUCAUCAAUUUUACAUUUCUUUUUUAUAACCUGGUGAGGAUUUUUAUAGCUUUUAACCCAGAAAGCGCCUUCAUUUACAGCAUGGAAAGUGACGUCAAACAAGGAUAGCUCAAUAUAACAAUUGUCAUGAAUGUAGCAAGAAUUUUAUAAGCACUAUAAACUUGAUUAUUCCUCCAAUAUUAAUUACUAUUUGGAGGCAGUAAAGUAACAAUGCAUGCCUUUCAUGCAGGAAAGGGGGAUGAAUCUAAGCUUCUUGGCAUGUGUAUAAUUACUUAUGUGGUGUGGAAAAUGGCCUUUAACCAAUUCAUAGGCAAAUGUUAAUAAAUAGGAACAUUUUGAAAAUAACUUUUGGAAUGGACUUUUUAUUGUUUAAAUUAACUGAUGGCUUGAACAGCAUUGAGAACAUAACAUGGCUUGAACAGGACUAGAAUCCCCAGCUAUAAAUGAAACUUUGUGUUGUAGAUGCUGAAGACACCUUGAGGAUAAUGCCCCAUUAAAAAAACAACAUAAUUUUGCAGUUGUAAAGCUUUUGAUGAAUUUUAUGGAAUUUUGGUGCAGAGAAAAUGGAAACUGAAUAUUUUUUGGAUCAUUGACUAUUAGUAAGGAAAUAUUGGACAACAAAGUCAUUAUUCUGUGUUCUGUAUUGACUUUAAACAUUAUGGUCACCCUCACAACAUUAUGGUCAUCCUCACACAAUUCCAAGAAAUUAUUAGUUCCAGCAUUGAAAAUUCCAGCAUCUUGAAUAAUUAUAUUAUAAGAAUAAGAGCCCCAAGUAGAUAUGGUGUCUCUUUCAAAUUACACUCUGAGGCAUUUGCUUAUGGAGAUGAUAUGUCAAAGAAAUUUUCCUAAAUCACUUACAAGAGUGAAGUUUUUUCUUUCUUGCAAGUUAAUCAAUGUAAACGCAUUUCUGACGUUACCGAUCUAAUUUGUUAUGAGAGAGAAUUUAAAAAAUACAACUCACAAAGGAUUUCUCCUUAAUAAACUUCUGACCAAAAUAAGCACUGCAUAAAUUUGAUUGAUUGACAUUUACAUUGUUGAAAUGAGUAGGGAUGUAACUUGCACUAUCGCAGGUGCUCAUACUCGACCUUUUUUGAGGAAAAAGACAGUAAAUGCUUAUUUAUUAUAAUAUAUGAAAACUGAAUUGACAUUUUAAAUAUCUGUUUUGUAUUUCUUAUAUCCCAGUAAAAUAUUUAACAAUUUUCAGUGGUUCAUGAAGCAUACAUAUAAUAAUAACAGGGACAUGUAAACAAUUUUGUGGAAACACAUUUUAGAUGAUAUGCACAUAAUUAAUAUAUUUUUAUUAGCCUUCCCAGGAGAGUGUUGAGCCUAAAACAGAAUGUUUGCCUAUGUUUUUUGUUUCAAAGUGAUCAUCUCUCUUUUAGGACUUUAUGACUACUUAUUUGUAUGCAUGUUAACAUAUUAAGCCAUUUGUAUACUUUUGUGCUGGCCAGUGAUGACAAACUGUUUUAUUGUAGAACUGAACUAGUCAAUCUGAAUCAGUUUGAUCAAUCUUGAUAUUUUCAUGAAUGUAUGCAGUGUUUAAAAUGAUAUAUUCUUUGUCCAUUAGUUGUUUUGAUUAAACCCACUUUCUCUGUUAUUUUUGUAUAGCCUUUAAAGUCAUAGAUAUUUAUUCUUGACAAGCUGGGAACGUUUCCUGAAUAUUGUAUGAAUCUUUAUUACUUUUAUCUAAAAAUGAGCAAUUUGGUAAUUUUAUCUGUAAACAUGAGAUGCAUGUUUUUAUUGAUACUUUUUAUUUCAAAGCUUAUCAUUCCAGCAUUUUUUGUAAUGAGGUAGGACUAUACUGAGUAGGGCAAUAUUUGUGUUCUCAGAACAUGGUAAUUUAUAUAUUAUGUUUCUUAAAGAAGGUUCUCUGUUAUAGAAUAGUUCAUAUCAUUUGAACACAAUUACAUGUGUCUCUUAGGUGUAUGAACCAAUAUUUUUGAAUGACGUACAUUUUUUUACAUUACAUUGUUACUAAGGUUUUCUGUGUUCUCUUCUUUGAACCGACACAAUUAUCACAACCUGAAUGAGGAUUACAGCCUGAAUCUUCAGGUAUAUAAUAUAUAAAUACAUAUUUGGCCUCUAUUUUGUGUGUUUUAUUAUAGCACACUAAAGAUUCUAGUGACUGCGCUUCCCUUCCUCCCCCACGGAAACCAAUAAAAGACCCCCUGAAAGGUGUUGAAACCAAAAACCCUUGCGAGGUAAGUACGGAUGCAUUCUUGAUGCAUGCACAGAGCAGCUAGAUACAUUUCUCAUUCAAGUUUCACUGUGUUUAUUGCUAUAAAAGCAAUUUUUUCACUUGAUGUUUUGAUAAAUGGAUCCACUUUCAUUACUUGACCUUUGAGUUCAUUUGUAUUUAUAAUUUUUAAUAAAAGAAUGUUGCUGCAUGCUUUACAAGUGGAAGAAAAAUGCUUCCAUAUGUUUGGAUAAUGUUAUGACAAUGAAGAUUCACACAUUUGGUGUAAGACUCAGAAGGUUAGUUUGUAUUUUACAUGGCUCCGGCACUGGAUUGCAUUGUGCAUCCAAUUGUCCAGAGAUCAUUUUUUGAAUGUUAUAAAUAACUUCAAACGUAUCAUAAAAGUCAUAAUUUAAAUUUAUCAUAUAAAAAAACCAUUCAAAAAUUACUUAUUUAAUUUGUAAAUCCUUUGAGACAAAACUAUGCGCAUGUUAGAGGCAAAACAAUUGGCAUGUUAGAGGCAAAACAAUGGGCAUGUUAGCCUUUUUAUACAGUGUAUUCUCUAAUAAUAAUAAUAAUAAUAAAGUUCAUUUCAAAAACACGCUUCAUCCCCAAAGGCUCGAAGCGUGGUACAAAGGCAACAAAAAAAUCUAUAAUUUACCACAUUUAAAACAAACGCAACACUACAAAAACUAAGUACAAGCAUACAAUGGCAAAGUCUUUCUAGCCAUUUCAACCAUAAGCAACACAGCCAUUAUGCAUUAACUGGAAAAUAAGGUUGACAAUCAUCCCAGAAGGUGUUUGCGAAAUAGAUGUGUCUUUAAAUCGGUUUUAAAGGACUCCAGUGUCUGGUUGUUUCUGAGAUCGACAGGAAGGGCAUUCCAAAUUGGUACUUAUCCUUGUCUUUUUCCAUAAAAUUUAUUUUUGUUUCGUGUAUCCAGUUUUAUUGACGUAAAUUUAUUUUCUUGAAAAAUAUUGAUCAUUAAGGAAUGAGUGAAAUAUUUGCAUAUAAGUUCUAUGUCAAUUAUACAAUAUUCUCUUGGUGAUCUUCACAUUGUUGCUUAUUCCUUGUCUCACUGUUGUCACACCAGAAAAUCAUUUGUUUUGCAUGAUAUAAAAUUCUCCACUAUUUUUGAUAAUUUACUUCUAUGAGUUACUGGUACAUAAUUUUAUUAAUAGUAUAAAGGAUGUUCUACACAUAGUGUAGAGGAUGUUCUGCACAUAGUAUUUGUGUUGUAAAAAAAAAAAACACUUUUGUGUGUGUUGCUUUACCAUGAAUAUAUAAAUGACUUGCUUAUAUUUUAACAUGUUUACCAUAAUGAAUGUUUGUCAUAAAAUUAAAGACACUUAGCUUGUUUCAUAUUAGUAACCUUUUUUUUUUUUUUAAUCUACCUCAAGACUUGUAAAAAAAAUUACUAAUUUUUUUAUUUAAUAAAUGACUUGUUUAUAUUUUAACAUGUUUACCAUAAUGAAUGUUUGUCAUAAAAUUAAAGACACUUAGCUUGUUUCAUAUUAGUAACCUUUUUUUUUUUUUUAAUCUACCUCAAGACUUGUAAAAAAAAUUACUAAUGUAUUUAAUUAUGUAUGUAUUACCUACAUCACCUUCUUUAUUAGAAGCAACUGCCUGCGAGUUGCCAUACUUCUAUUAUUCCCAUUUAAUCAUCCUAUUUGCUUGCUUUUCUGACUUGGUGGGUUAAGAUUUAACUAACAGAUUUCAAACUUACUAACUGAAUGUUAACAUUUGCUUUAUAUAUCAUUUUUUUUUUUUUUGAAAAGAGAGGAAAAGAAUAGUGUAUGAUAAAAAAAAUUAAUAAUGCUGAUCUCUGUGUAGUACAUACCAUUUAGAUAUGAAUUUCACAUUUUUCAAUGCUUUAUUUAUUAUCAGUGACUUGUAUAUUAGUAUUAUUUGAAGUACUCAUUUAAAAAACGGAGUAUUGGGAUUGUUCAAAUAAAUGUGAACAUGUACAGACCUUCAUGAAGUUAAAAGCAACCUAGUGAUAUUCAAAAUGUUCAUACGUACAAUCUACCUAUGACCAUCAUUGGCUGCAAAUAAUUUUUUGGGGGAUGAAAUUUCUUUUCAGAAUGGGAAGUGCAACAAAAAGAGUGAGUUCCCUGUGGCUGUGGUGGUAGUUGUAGUUCUGAUUGUCUGUGGACUGCUUGGAUCUGUCGGAGGAUGGCUCUAUUAUGCUUACACCCAUCCCACUUCCAAGUCAGGCAUGUGGUUAAUGGAGGUUAGUUUCAAUUUCAAUAUUUCGAACAAUUUUUUUCAAUAUGGGGUGUGUAUGCCCCACAAGGAGGUCAUUAAACAUUUAAUGUGCUCAUGUGGGGUGUGGGGCAAAAAAAAGUUGGGAACAUUACUUUAUCAUUAAUAUUUUUUUCUCCAACGAACUCUAUCUCUAAGUGCAAUUUAAUGUGUCUUAUGUAAGAUUAAACAGUUUGAUAUCCUACAGUUAGAUGGAGGCAAAGCUUAUAAAAAUAACGGAUGGCUUGAUGCAAAUCUCUGUAUUCAUCUGUUUGUUUCCAGCACCGCCCAAGUCAGAUCAAGGCCAAUAUCAAAUUCUGGAAGAACAACUCAGAUGCUGGCACGAAGUACAAGGUUGAGAGUGAAACUUAAUGAUUGUUUGGCGUAUCACCGAUUUAUUGCUGCUUUGGGGAAAAAAAGAAACUUCACUACACGUGGUUUCAUUUAAAUUUUAACGUUAAUCUUUUUCCUUACAGUUCAUUGAUAAGUAUCUACAACGUUCUGAAUUUUAAAAAUAAAACAAAGGCAAAUAUUUUUUCACAUUUUUUUUUAUCACACUACUCUAUUGUAAUGUAUUUUGAAAAUAUUUUAAAUGUAUCACUAUGCAAUUUAAAAAAAAUAAUUUUUUUUAGAUUUUCAUUGAGUAGAUAAAAUGAUACGACAGAUAAUUCCAUUCAAAAAUACCAAAUUGGAUGAGUCUGUAUAUGUUGAUUUAAAAGCUACACUGAUCUUAUUUUAACAGAUUUAUUAAUGGUUUUGAAUGCCAGGAACAUUUUUUCAAUUAAAGUUGGUUUGUUUUAUUCCCCUAAGCAGUGUCAACUUUAUACUCUGUUAUCAUCGAUGUUUCUGUUGUUAGCCAAAGGGAAUUGUGGGAAGCUUCAUUCUAUGCUAUUGUGAUACAGAUAACUCUUUUUCUAAAUAGACAUUUGCCAUGAGAGUUAAUCAUUUUUCUCAAACCCCUUUUAUAUAAUUUUAAUAAUCUAAGAUAUCAUUUGUGUGCUGUAUGUUAUUUUAAAAACUAUUCAUUGUUCACAGUUGCAAAUAUAUUUGUUUUCUGUUACCUAAAAUUUUAAUCUUCAAAUUUUUAAAUAUAUUUUAUUUUAUAAGUUUAAAAUCAAAAUGCACAUGUUUAUAUUUAUAUUUUUCUUUCACAUGCUAGUUUUAUUUUGUUAACAUUACAUUGUGAAUUCAUUCAAAUGAUAGCAUAUGGAACCGCGAGCUUGUUUUCAUCACUGUGAUGUUACAAUCAGAUUGUUCCAGAAAGGUAGCAUAUGAGGUGUUGAGUGGUUAGGAGUUUGGUAGUGAGAGAUUUUUGUCUCUUACCAGAGAGGUUUGAAAUUUUGUAUAAAAAUAUCUUAAAUAUAUUUUUUUUAUUCAAUUCUUUUAUUAUUUUUUUACUUAUGUUUAUUUUUCAAUUUUUUUUUUUUAAAUUUUUUGGUUAAAUAGAGAGACUGAAAUAUUUCAGUUUUUUUCCCAAGCUAUAUAAAGAAAAACAACUGGCUUAGUAUUUCAGGUAUAUGGAACAAGAAAAUGUUUGAAGUAUUUCCUUUAUUUGUGGGAGGCUACUUUAAAACUCGGACCAUGUUGUAACAUUAGUAAAGUACUAAAGUAUUGAAUCUCUUUUCUAUAAACAAGUGAAAAUUUUACUCACAAAUACAUAUCUCAAUUUUUUUUUUCUCUGUUUUAAUUAAUUUUUAUAAUGAACAAACAUUUUCAUACAAAAUGUCCACUCCUCAUGUUUGUAGCAACUAAUCAAAAUUUUUUUAACUGAACUGAUAUUAAGAAGAUAAAUCGCAUAUGAUAAGUGCAUGCCGUGUCUGCAUGCCAGCACACAUGUCAGUGGCAUGCCUGAAUUUCUCCAACAUCAUCUCGUAAUUCAGCCAUCUCAUCUUUGUUUCUUUGUUUUUAGAAGCAUAAGGAUGAAUAGCCCAAAUAAUAAUCAUGGCGUGCUGCUAUCAAUCUUAUACAGUCUUUCACUUUUUAUAGCAAAUUUCAUUUGCAGAUUUCUAUUUUUAAUAACAUGGCAGUGUUUUACAGGAAAGUGAUUGUUUGAGACUUGCAUUCGUUCAAUAUGUAUCUGCAGCUAUGACUGGCAUUGUCUGAACCCUUUCCUGUAUUUGUCAGUUGGUUGUAUUACAAGUUUUCUAAAGUAGAGUCAGUAAUUUCUACCAUGUUUACACACAUUCUAUAAAUUUGCCAUAUAUCUUUAAAAAAAAAAAAAAAAGCACAACUUUUCAACAAAUAAAGAAUCUCAUAAGAAAAUAUUAUUGAAAGCAUUUUCUGGCCUCAAUGUGCAUGCAUUACUUUGAAUGCUUUCACUUUUGUUUGAGUCUUCACUCUCCUCUCUGGCUUUACCUGUGCCAUAUGUCAUCACCUGUGUUGACUUUAACUUAUUGGCUUAUUCAGGCUGUGUGAUAAAAGUACGCAUUGGUUUGGGUUGUUGUAAGUCAAUAUUUACAAUGAAAUUUAUACUCUCAAAGAUCUGCUACUAUUCAUUACGUCCCUGUUAAUUCUUUUCAUGCAGUAAUGAAUUGUAAAUUUAUACAAUAUCAUAUCACUUGUAAAAUAUGAUUAUUUAAUUUUGGCUUAUAAUCAGUAAUAACAUUUGGACAUGUUUUAAGAAAUAUUUUAAUAGAUAUAAAAAAAUAAAACCUUGCAAAAUUUGAGUAGUUUAAACUAAAA